Molecule: messenger RNA, 630 nt
Organism: Galendromus occidentalis (western predatory mite)
Lineage: Eukaryota; Metazoa; Arthropoda; Arachnida; Mesostigmata; Phytoseiidae
Gene: Slbp
Product: Stem-loop binding protein
Exons: 4
Coding region: 101-577 (158 amino acids)
Biological process (GO): mRNA 3'-end processing by stem-loop binding and cleavage; mRNA transport
Cellular component (GO): histone pre-mRNA 3'end processing complex; cytoplasm
Molecular function (GO): histone pre-mRNA stem-loop binding; mRNA binding
Source: RefSeq, a predicted model, not a curated record
CCCUUAUUCUGUUUGUGAGAUUUGUGACAUCGAAACCUACGCGAAAAUUUAUCGGGAACCGCAGUCGACCGACCGGAAUCCGGGUCCCCUGCUUGUGACCAUGGCUCAGCACAAUGAGACGAACUCGCCGAUUGCGAAAUCGCGUCGACCUGGACCCAAGUCUGAGGAAAAGCCUCGCCUAGAACUGGAUGGAGACUUCGAGGAACCUUCCCACAAGGAAUUCUGGGAAGCGAAGGAACGUGUUGAGAAAGAAGUCGACUGGGCUUCGAUCAUGGAAAACAACAGCAGGACACCUCAAAAAUCAGGAGAUUUGAAACGCAAGAGAGAGGGAGCGACAAAGGCCGGAAGAGAGGAUCGGUUGGAGACCGAUCCGGAGGUGCUCGCUCGGAGACAGAAACAAAUAAACUUCGGGAAGUCCACGGAAGGAUAUAAGAGAUAUAUCGAGCUGGUGGCGCGCGACAAGAGAACAUCUUGCCAUCCCCAAACCCCGCAGAAAGAGUUGAAGUACAGCCGCCGCUCUUGGGACAUGCAAGUGAAACUCUGGAGACGAGCUCUCCACGUAUAUGAUGAGCAAUGAUGGGAGAGCCUCCGUUUCGUCUGAGGACGGUAGAAUUUAAAAUGUAUGAGUAU